AUGGAUGUAAGGGCAAUAUUGAAAGCUACUGGUUUUAUUUUAAUUCUUGUCAUUGGAAUACCUGCAAAUCUUUCCAUUCUGAUGUCAUUCUUUACUUCUGCAGUUUCUGAAAAGAAGCUCAUGCCAACAGACUUCAUUCUUACCAAACUGUCCUUUGUAAAUGUUGUUGUUGUACUUGUACGAGGAAUUCCACAGUCUCUUACAGCCAUAGGCAUGCAGAAGUUAUUCAAUGACUAUGGGUGCAAAUUUGUAAUCUUUACUUACCGUGUUUGUCGAGCGAUGUCUGUAUGCAUAACAGCUGUACUGAGUAUCUAUCAGUGUAUUGUCCUUUUACCUCCUACAACAAAAUUUAUGGCAUUGAAACAAAAGGUGUCUCAGAAUAUUUUUCUUCUCUUCCUUCUUCUAUGGUGUAUCAACUGUAUAAUUUACAUACCAGCUGGUUUUAUGUAUUCUCAAGCUGAAGUAAAUUCAAGUAUUCCCAAGUAUGCACUUAAUUUAGAGUUUUGUUUUGUUUUGUUUCCUCAUGAGGUAUCAUACAGAGUUAAUGGAAUAGUUUAUACCUUUCGAGACUUUUUAUUUGUUGGACUUAUGACACUUGCCAGCAGCUACAUUGUUAUAAUUCUAUACAAACAUAAUAAAAAACUCCAGAACAUCAGAAGUCCUGACCAGAAGCAAAAAAGUGCCACAGAAUUAAGGGCAGCUAAGGCUGUAGUUAUUUUGGUUACAUUGUAUCUUGUUUUGUUUGGACUUGAUAAUGCCAUCUGGAUGUAUACCCUUAGUGUUUCUAAUGUAGCACCUGCAGUUUCUGAUGCCCGUGUCUUCUUUGCCUCACUGUAUACUGCAGUUAGCCCUUUGGUAAUAAUUGGGACAAACAGAAAAAUUCAACAAAAGCUGAAAUGUACUUCUGCUAACAUUGAGCAUAACAAACGAGAAAGCAGUGUCACACAUAUAGCUAUGAGUAAGGAAGAGAAGAAUUAUUAA
Molecule: messenger RNA, 981 nt
Organism: Protopterus annectens (West African lungfish)
Lineage: Eukaryota; Metazoa; Chordata; Ceratodontiformes; Protopteridae
Product: olfactory receptor class A-like protein 1
Exons: 1
Coding region: 1-981 (326 amino acids)
Biological process (GO): G protein-coupled receptor signaling pathway
Cellular component (GO): membrane
Molecular function (GO): pheromone receptor activity
Source: RefSeq, a predicted model, not a curated record